Phragmites australis (common reed) is the source of this 2190-nucleotide messenger RNA. RefSeq lists its product as uncharacterized. Gene Ontology annotation, biological process: chloroplast fission. The coding region runs from base 78 to 590 and encodes 170 amino acids. The record is from RefSeq and is a predicted model, not a curated record. Lineage: Eukaryota; Viridiplantae; Streptophyta; Magnoliopsida; Poales; Poaceae. The transcript is spliced from 3 exons.
GCCGCCGCUGCGCUCGUGAACAAUCGCUUGCGCUCUCCACGACGACGAAGAGCUAGCCAAUCUCGUCGUGCGAUAAGAUGAGACGGGACGCGGCGGCGGCGGCGGCGAUGGAAGGGCUGCAGGAGCGCAUCUUGGACCUCAACGACAAGCUCAGACACGCCACCCUCCCCCUCUCCGCUGGUAGAGGCGCCCCGGCUGGCCGAGGGUGCGUCAUCCCGAAGGGCCGACGCGGACGAGGGGACCGUUGCUCGGCGGUGGUGGCGGGCGCGCGAAGCUUGCACGCCAUCCGCGCCGCGCUCGAGGACCUCGAGGGACACCUCCAUUGCCUCCGCGAUGUCAUAGUGCAACAGCAGGUGAAGCGAGGUGCUGCAAUUUCUAGGCUGCAACAAAGUCGUAAGCAAUCAGGGUCGAAUGAGGUGCAGCACCCCAAUGGACCCAUUUUAAAUAUUGUAGUUAGUGUCUUAUCGUGUAGCUUAGCUUUAUUCAAGAAUUCACCACAACAAACUUACCUCCACCCAUUCCUAUCAGAUCGAAGCUACAUCAAAAACUGGAUAUCAUGCUCAAUACAUCACCAGAUCCUAUGGAGAUAGAGGAAACAUAGUAUGUAACAUUUUCUCUUCUAAAAACACAAAGUAUGUUUUCUUACAAAAUUUACAACUCACCAAGUUUAUUUGUCUUAUACAUAGGAGUUUAUCAAAAAAAAUAUUAUUGGAAAGAAAAGAACAUGUGAAACAACAUUUGAUACACAAGUAAAUUCAAGGGAAAAUUCCUUAUUUGCCAUUAAAAAAACUUCCUCUUCCCUCUGUGCCACUCAAAAUUUUUGAACUUCCUUCAUUGCCAUCGAUUUUAUCUUUCCUUCUUUUUUUGCCAUUCCGUCCACAUUUCCGUUCAAUCCUCAUUCAAGUUCACUGUUCAUCGGUUUUGUUUCUCUUAUGUUUUUCAAAAAUCUUAGAACUUUUUUGUACGUAUUCCAUAAUCCAUGUACAACCUAUUUUAAUUGGAUUCACCCAAAAAGUAUGUAUAGCAUUUAAACUUUUUAAUUGGAUUCACCAAAAAACAUGUGUAGAAUUUAAACUAUUUUAGUUUAAAUUCUACACAUGCUGUUUAGGUGAAUCCAAUUAAAAUGGGUUGUACAUGGAUUAUGGAACACGUAAAAAAAGUUCUAGGAUUUUUGAAGAAACAGAAAACCACUAAUUAUUGAUGAAACAGAACCGGUGAACAGUGAAUUUGACAGAGGAUUGAAUGGAAAUGUAGACGGAAUGACAAGAAAGGAACGAAAGAUAAAAUCAAUGGCAAUGAAGGAAGUUUAACAUUUUGAGUGGUGCAAAAGGGAAGAGGAAUUUUUUUUAUGGCAAAUAAGGAAUUUUCCCUAAAUUCAAUAUGAUUUAAUUCUAUAUCACCAGUUUGAGAAGUGCAAAUCCUUGGCUAGAUUGACUUACAGAAUACAUGUUUUUUUAGGAAACUGUUGCUAACUGACUACGGGACUUAAAAUUUUGUGAAUACUUAGCAUCUCUAAAAUUGGUGACAACUAGCUUGAUCCCUAGAAAAUUGCUGCUUCACAUCAAGAUACCACAAUAUGAAAUGAUUGGCUCAGUAUUAUCUAAAGCAUGUAGAGAGAGGGUGGAAAAAACUUUGGUGAACGAAAGUUAAUUUCAUUGGAAUUUAGUGGUACCGAUCCUCAUGCCUAGACAAUCACCGUCUGCUUAGUCAUCCACUGAAAUUGGUCAUGAACGAUUAUUUGACUGGGUGAAAGAGCAAAUUUUGACAGUACACAUAAGAGUGGCAUAUCACACAAAAUGUGCCACAACGAAGACUCAUGAUAUAGUACAAGGUCAGAACAAGUCUAACUCCUCCAUGGUAACGUAGACCAAUGCAGAAACAGGAAUAAGCAUUAUGGCCAUUAUAUUUACUGCAUUAUUUGAGUCUGUAGAGCUUGAGGUCGUGUUUCCUGCAUCAAAUGAAAGUCUGGUCACGUUACUGCAUAUGUUUCAAUUGAUAAUCAGAACCUAUAUGUCUAUCAGCACUGCAUAUUCCACUUUGUGCUACACUGAAAUGUUGUAAGCAUUCAAACUACUGUAUAUAACCUUUGAAGUGUUGCAAAAGUUACAUUCGGUAAACUACUGUAUUUUUUUUCGCAGCACGACAUCAUAUUUUUCCUAUAAUAUUUUAUUUACUUUUACUUCAAUUCUA